Molecule: messenger RNA, 639 nt
Organism: Alternaria metachromatica
Lineage: Eukaryota; Fungi; Ascomycota; Dothideomycetes; Pleosporales; Pleosporaceae
Exons: 3
Coding region: 1-639 (212 amino acids)
Molecular function (GO): protein binding
Source: RefSeq, a predicted model, not a curated record
AUGGCUCAUCUGGCGACACCAGCCCGCCGCACGCUCUACAACGACCCCACGUUCUCCGACAUCAAGAUCCGCCAGAUCUACAAGGGCAAAGUCAAGGAGUAUGCGGCUCAUAAGGCUGUGCUCUGCGCUCACUCGGGUUGGUUCAUGGCAGCUCUGACUGGCCGGUUCAAAGAAGCCUCUGCAGACACCAUCGAAGUUCACGAUGACGAUCCGGAAACCUUCCAAAACAUGAUGGAGUUCUUCUACGGCUUGGAUCUCGAGAGGACGCCUACCUCCGAUAACGAAAACGAAAUAAUCAGGGACGACAUAGUCCCCAUUGUCGAGCUUCACGCUCUUGCCGAUAAGUACGACGCCAACCUCCUGCAGAAGGCUGCUGUAGUUGCUUUCAAGGCUGGCACCGACGAGCUUGUUUCAUUGCCUGAUUGGAAGUCGUUCGAAAUGUUGGUAAACGCACAUUACUUGACUUGCCCAGGAACUAUGGGUGCUAUGAGUCAAGCUAUCGUCAAGUAUAUGUACAGGAUUAGCCGCUCCUAUUUUCUGUGGGAUGGAUACUUCGACAAGUUAGCCGCAAAGCAUGGCAAUUUCGGUGCUGACUCGUAUCUUGUGGGUCGGGCAGGUGGCAAGAUCGUAUUCAAUUGA